Hibiscus syriacus is the source of this 2378-nucleotide messenger RNA. Its product is annotated as YTH domain-containing protein ECT4-like. NCBI's taxonomy places the organism in Eukaryota, Viridiplantae, Streptophyta, Magnoliopsida, Malvales, Malvaceae. Gene Ontology annotation, cellular component: cytoplasm. The transcript is spliced from 9 exons. Gene Ontology annotation, biological process: mRNA destabilization. Bases 154 to 2124 code for a protein of 656 amino acids. Gene Ontology annotation, molecular function: mRNA binding. The record is from RefSeq and is a predicted model, not a curated record.
UUUCCCAAAUCUCUAUCUUUUUUUGGUUUUUGUUUCCCCGUCUCUGUCUCGGCGGCUGUGCCUUUGAGGCUGAGAGUGUAAUUUCUCUUUCUAAAACCCCAAGUCUGAGUUUUGGGAUUCGAUUCUAGGGUUUAGAGAUUCUUCGGUGUGGUGAUGGCGCCUAUAGUUGCUUCCUCCGUGGAUCAAACAGCAGAGCUGUUGCAGAAAUUGUCUGCAGUCUCACAAGCGAAGCCCUUGGACAUUCCUGAGCCUGCCAAGAAGCCUUUAGUUUAUCAGUAUGGUUCUGUUGAUUCAGGCAACGCUGGGAAUACCCAAGUUCCAUCAUUUGAGAGAUCUGCAACGCCUUUGCUGCCGGAUUUUAUGGAUCCAACUAUGUGCUAUAUUCCCAGUGAUUAUUCAUCUGCCUAUUACUAUGGAGGCUUUGACACCUCUGGUAAUGAAUGGGAUGAAUAUUCACAAUAUGUGAAUCCAGAUGGAUUUGACAUGACUAAUGGAGUGUAUGCAUACAAUGGAUCUCUUAUGUAUCAUCAUGGUUAUGGCUAUGCAGCAUAUGUUCCAUAUUCACCUGCAACUUCCCCAGUUCCGACUAUGGGAAGUGAUGGUCAACUGUAUGGGCCUCAGCACUACCAGUAUCCUCCCUUAUUCCAGCUGAUGACUCUGACCGGUGGUCCAUUCACUCCAAACCCUGCUGCUCUGCCGCAUGGAAAGCUUGUGACAUCUUCCGGUGCUGAUCAAAAGCCCUUGCCUGUUGAAACAGUGAAUUCAAAUUCCAAUGUAGUUGCUAAUGGAUGCAGUGUGAAGGGCAGUAGCGGACCAGGUGCAAUAAAACCAUCAUACCCCAGCUCAUUUAAUUCCAAUAAUUCUUAUGGAAGGGGAGCACCGACAGGAGGUGUUCCUACAUCUGGAUAUCAGGAUCCAAGAUAUGGUUUUGAUGGGUUUCAUUCUCCUAUCCCAUGGCUGGAUGGACCUAUGUAUUCUGAUGGGCAACACAGUCCUUUGACUAGCACUGGAAAAAAUUCUUCGGUUUCAAAAGAAAAUGGUUUUCCGUCUUCAAGGAAUCAAAACUUCCGAUCAAAUUCUAACUACGUGGGACUACAGCAUCCUGGGCUAAUGUCUGCCAUGGGAACUCAUGGUUAUGUUAACGGGAUGUACCCAAACAAACCAUACGGCCAGUAUGGGAACACAUUCGGAUCUGGAAUGGGCUUUGGAUCUAAUGUUUAUGAUUCGCGUACAAAUGGAAAGGGUUGGUUGGUGGACAAUUAUAGACCAAGAGGACGAGGCAAUCAUUAUUUUGGUGCUGGCAAUGAUAUCAUGGGCAGUUGCAAUGAAUUGAACAGGGGACCUAGGGCUAAGGGGCCUAAGAACCAAAAGGGUGCAACUCCUGUUCUAGAAGGAGCUAUCAAGGGGCAAAAUACUCCCUCAGAUGGAUCCAAGGAUGAGGAAAAGGCAUGUGUUGUUCUGGACUGUGAACAAUAUAACCGAGAGGAAUUCCCUGUGGAUUAUGACGAUGCCAAAUUCUUUGUUAUUAAAUCAUACAGUGAGGAUGAUGUGCAUAAAAGCAUCAAGUACAACGUUUGGGCGAGCACACCAAAUGGUAACAAAAAGCUUGAUGCAGCUUACCAUGAGGCUCAGCAGAAAUCGGGUCACUGCCCUAUAUUUCUUUUUUUCUCGGUCAAUACAAGUGGCCAAUUUGUUGGCCUUUCUGAGAUGGUAGGACCUGUUGACUUUCAGAAGAACGUGGAUGUCUGGCAACAAGACAAGUGGACUGGUUGUUUCCCAGUAAAGUGGCACAUAAUUAAGGAUGUACCCAACAACUCCUUGAAGCACAUUACCCUAGAGAACAAUGAGAAUAAGCCCGUCACAAAUAGCAGGGAUACACAAGAGAUCAAGCUUGAGCAAGGGCUUAAGUUGCUCAAAAUCUUUAAGGAGUAUUCCAUUAAAACUUGCAUUUUAGAUGACUUUGAAUUCUACGAGGUUCGGCAGAAAGCAAUUAAGGAGAAAAAUGCUAAACUUCAGUUGCAAAAGCAGCAGGUAUGGGAAGGAAAGGCUGCAGCAGAUGAAAAGGAACCUAGUUUAACUGCUGCAUUGCCGGAAUCUGAAUAUAGCCGAAACGUCGGUUGCUAGUUUAGCUUUUAUCGGGAAUUCCGUCGAGGUGUUGGUGGUGUGGUCUCUUGUAGAAUAAGAUGGCAGAGUGUGAGUUUGUAACUGCUUCAGAAUCACAGAACAGUGGACCCAAUCUUGGAGGGGAGUUUUCUUGUUGGGGGUGAAGAUAUAGAAAGUGAAUAAUCCAUGGCAGGGAAUGUACAAGUGCUUCUUUACUGUUUUCUUAGGAAGCUGUUGGGUUUUUAUGGCUUUUAAUUUCAAGUGUUAGUUUUUUU